This is a messenger RNA of Tigriopus californicus, 3573 nucleotides long. Its product is annotated as calcium-activated chloride channel regulator 1-like. The record is from RefSeq and is a predicted model, not a curated record. Lineage: Eukaryota; Metazoa; Arthropoda; Copepoda; Harpacticoida; Harpacticidae. The coding region runs from base 154 to 3573 and encodes 1139 amino acids. The transcript has 10 exons.
CAAAAGAAUGUUCUCAUAAUCAUCCUAAUACUACGAACCUACUGAAAGUCGUAACUGAUAAGAGAAAUCAAUAUUUUGAGCACAACAGGUGGGUUGGGAAGGGUUUCACGUCUCUUUACACCCUUUAAUAGUGCUCGAGAAUCCAGUUUCAAAAUGCCAGGCGAGAAAUUGACCCUCGCGUUAUGGCUCGCCAUCAUUUCCAGUGUUCAAAAUGAAGAAGUUUUCCUGAAAAUUGAUAAAAAUGUGCCCAUCCCCAGUGGCUUGGAUUGUAAUGGUGCUCUUCUAAAACUCAAGUCCUUCUUGGAUCAAUCCUCUACCUCAAUCCAUCAAGCCACGGGAGAACUCCACCAAUGGACCAAGGUCACAUUGGAGAUUCCAUCCAGUUGGAGUGGAUGUACCAAAGAUGCCAAUGGAACAGUUCCAGUUCUGGCCGCCCAUGUGAUCAUGGCAGAGAAAUCUAUGACCAGGGCUGUUCAACCUGAAGGUUGUGGAAUCCGAGGCAAACAAGUCCGCCUCAAGAGCUCAUUCUUGACCGGAGAAACGGACCAAAAUCAAGCUGUUCGGCAGUUUGUGACCGAGUGGAUCAAGUACAGAUUUGGUGUGUUUGAUGAACACGGCUACGAUCAAGAUCCAACCUUUCCCAAUUUCUAUCGCAAGGCCAGCCAGAUCUAUCCAAAUUCGUGCACGAACCGACCCAUAAAGGGGAAUUUCACAGAGGAUUGUCUUGAGAACCCCUGUUCAAUUGAGCCCGGACAAGCUGGAAUUGAGACAUCGCUUCUCUUCAGUAUCAAUGCAAUUACUUUUCCACAGAUGUCCAGGGUUUGUGAUGAGACAACGCACGACAAGGAUGCACCAAACCUUCAGAACCUAUUAUGCGACUACAAGUCUGUUAUGGAAGUCAUUCGAGAGGAAGCCGAAUCCGCUAGAUCUCUAUCAAGGAACGUUCAAUUCCAAGUAGUUCAAGCUAAUCCACUCCUGGCGCAAGGUCAAGGGGAUCUGGUCAUUAUAUUUGAUAAUAGCGUACAAAUGCAAGGGCAUUGGACCGCUGUUCGAAUCGGUUUGGAGCAACUCUUCAUCACGAUGAAUCCCAAUACGUUGGUGACAAUGAUCAUUAACGAAAAUGUUCCUCUUACUCAGACCAGGGUUGGCGCCGGAAUGAUUAAUCAUUUUUGGUCAGAUCGAGUUUUUCCCGAAACAUUGCCCACUUCUCAAUCUUUUGAACUGAGAACAUCUUUUAAUACACUCAAGAACCAAAUGUCCAUAUUGGGUCUGUGGUCACCAACUAUUGUGGUUUUAACAGCCACCCCUAUAGAUGAGGCUGAAGAUUGGAAUUCAACCAUUACUUGGGUGAAAGAAAAUCGUCUCUCCGUGGAUGUCAUGACAGUUCCACAGGUCAAAACUAGAAAAUUGGUCGAGUUAACCCAAUUUGGAAACCUUUACGCUCUCCCUUUAAGUGGAACAGACCACGAUAGAGGUGCCUUGGCUGGUGCUAUUCUUAUGGCCAUGGUGGAACACAUUGAAGGAAUCAACUUCCAACAAAUUGCUCAGGUGGUCAAGGACCCCUUAAGUGAUAAUUGGGUCCAUGGACACUUUGAAGUCCAAUCGGACAUGACUUCUAAGGAAGCCCCAAAGUUUCAGGUGUUGGUUCUAUCCCCGUGGAAUCUGUACCCACAAGUCAACAUGAUAGUGGAGGCUCCUAAUGGCACCAAGUGGCAAACCUCAAAUAACUCUAUUUAUCGGGUCUGGUCAUCACAUGUGCUUCAAUUGAAACCUGACGGGUUCGGCUUUCAAUCCGGGACCUGGAAAUUCUCUAUUCAAGGACCCGGAUCCAGCUUCUCAGGCAAGAUCCAUGUGAUGGCCUUCGUCGAUGUUGGAACCAAACCUAUUGGUCGUAGCUUUUUCCAAUCGAAUUCCAAACUAGGUUUGAAUGCCACUGACGACACUUUUGCCGUAAGUGUUUUCACAUCCUUGGAGCAAGUCACGAAUAUGGAUCAAAAUUGGACCGUCAAGGCCAAACUGAUCAACGGCUUCACAAGCACUGAUCUCAUCCUCAAGGACGAUGGUCUGAUUGUGCCCGACGUCAUGAAAAAGGACCACUUGCAUUCCCAGUAUUUCUUUGACAUCAAAGAACGCGGGUUCUACUCCACUCAAUUCGAGUUGUGGAACGAGAAUGGGAUCCAAAGAUUUUGGCCUGGUCCAAGCCUGUUUGUGGAUCAACCCAUCAAUAACUCAUUGAGCGGCGAUCGGAUUCCACCAUCCAGAAUAAUGGACUUACGAACAAGUCUAGUUCGGGAUGACUUGGUCUCCCUCAUUUGGACCGCACCCGGCGAUGAUCUCAAUCUCGGCCAAGCCAAUUUUUACCGCAUAUUUUGCGGCCUAUCCAGAGAGGACCUCUCCUUUGAUGAUUGCGUGGCUGUGCGGUCUGGCUUAGUGCGAUUUUCCCACGAAGCUGGAACCCGAGAAGAGAUCACAUUCCCAUUGGCUAUCAUAGGUGUGCCAGUUUACUUUGGCAUUAAAGCUUAUGACAAUGUGGGUAAUUCGGGGAGCAUGUCUAAUGUGGCAGAGGUGUUUGUACCUGGACCGCCCACGAUUCCCACCACACCUUCUAAUCCGGACGAUAAUCCACCGAAUGGAAUCUACAUAUCCGAGGCCGGCUUCAUUGCCUUGUUGGUCAUUCUUGGGCUCUUAUUGAUUCUCGUGGUCCUCGUUGCUUGCGUUUACGUUUGCUUGAGGAUGCGGAAACGGAGGCAGGAAAAAAAACACGAACAAAAGGCCUUAGAACUGUUCAUGGCAAAUCAAAGGCAGCAUCAACCCCCAAAAUCCAGUCAAUCAAAUGUGUACAGUGACAUCAUAUCGUCAGGUCAAAAAAUAGAACAAAAUGCACCCAAGUUUAAGUCUCGAACCAAAACCAAGACCAAUGGUAGCUUGUCGCCUUCUCUGGUUCAGCACUCACUUCCGGAGCGGCGUCAUUCUGAAAGGUCCAUUUCUUCGUCAUCGUCAUCGCAGAUUGGCGAUGCGAAUCAAGCUUACAUUGGCUCUCCAGUUGUUCAAGUGAGGAAACCCAAGUCCAAAAGCACCACUCCAGCUCCACCCCCUCCUCCACCACAAAGAGAGGUUCAGUUGAGUCCAAGACAGCUUAUUUCUAAUCAAGGUCGGGACAGAAGGCCGCUAUCACCGGAGACUUUACGACAGAUGUCCUGGAGCCAAUCGAUGGAAUCGAGCUCAGACAGUGAUUUCGAACCCAUGGAUGUGCCAUAUCAAGGUCCUCCGCCUCCAAUUCGAAGACACGCCUCCCAAACGGAUUAUUCGAGGCAGUUUAAGAAACCCAGUGCAGCGCAAAAGGCUGCGUCGUUGAACUCGCCUCAAGUUCAACAGGGUCAGCCUUUCAACUACAUCACCUUUAGCGAGAUGCUUUACGGUGAUCACCGCCGGCAACAACCACUUGGAUCUCCUGAUUUAUCCUCUUCUAGAGCUGUGAGCUAUGUCUUACAAUGCCCUAAUCAGACGUAUUUCAAUGGAAGUAUUAAUACACAUCUUAUCAAGCCAUGCUUGGUGUCGACACAUCAUCACUAA